Molecule: messenger RNA, 2054 nt
Organism: Aspergillus campestris IBT 28561
Lineage: Eukaryota; Fungi; Ascomycota; Eurotiomycetes; Eurotiales; Aspergillaceae
Product: putative proline--tRNA ligase AIM10
Exons: 7
Coding region: 70-1983 (637 amino acids)
Biological process (GO): prolyl-tRNA aminoacylation
Cellular component (GO): mitochondrion; cytoplasm
Molecular function (GO): proline-tRNA ligase activity; ATP binding
Source: RefSeq, a predicted model, not a curated record
AUGAACGGCCGCCAUUGAAAGCUAGAUUUCUCAUUAUAGAGUUACUUCUUUUUUCGCAUCCCCUGAUCCAUGCUACUUGGGUGUCGGCCGCCCUCGGGCCGUUGCUCGGGGCCCCAUCGAGCGUUCUCGGGAUUCCUCCGGCUCCAUAGAGUGCCCAGAUGCAGUUAUCAUAUUGAUGGUAGGAGUCGGACAUCUAAUUUUUGGACACCUACGGGGGGGGUCUCAAAAAAACAUGUACAGGGAAGUAAAGAGGAUGCCAACGAUCUCUUGGUCAGAGGUGGCUUUCUUCGACAGGCCUACUCGGGCAUCUUUCACAUGCUGCCCCUAGGGUUGCGUGUGCAGGAGAAGCUAGAACGUCUGAUUGACAAGUAUAUGCGAUCUGUUGGUGCUUCAAAGGUUUCUUUGUCGUCCAUAUCUUCCCAGGAACUCUGGGAGCAAUCCGGGCGGUUGAAAGAGGGAUCAGAGCUAUUUAAAUUUCUUGAUCGCAAAGAGUCUCGAUUGCUUCUGGCGCCUACGCACGAGGAAGAGAUUACUACUCUGGUAGGGAGUCUCACAAAAUCAUACCGUGAUUUACCUCUGCGAGUAUAUCAGAUUUCUCGGAAAUACCGAGAUGAACCACGGCCGAGGCAAGGCCUUCUCCGUGGGCGGGAGUUCAUCAUGAAAGAUCUCUACACGUUCGACCACAAUGUAGAAAACGCGCUGCAAACUUACACUUCAGUAAAGGCUGCGUAUACGCAACUUUUCAAUGAGCUCAAGAUACCGUAUCUCGUUGCCACAGCCGACUCAGGUAACAUGGGCGGUGAUUUGAGUCAUGAAUUCCAUUUCCCUAGCCCGAAGGGAGAAGACACCGUCGUCAGUUGCUCCAGUUGCGAUACUGUUUACAACGAAGAGCUGGCCGAUGGAAAAUCCCAUGACAUUGGGGAGCAGCGCACAGAGAGCCGAGAUGGCUUUGCCACAGAGGCAGGUUCCACGGAGGCGCCACCAACGAUAUCGACUGGUCUUUGGCUGUCGAUUUCAAAAGACAAGAGGACCCUCCUCAGGGCAUGGCACCCCAAGUUUUCCAUGCAAGGACCCAGCGAAGAACCAACAGAACGAGAAGUCAACUCUCAUGCCGUCAAAUCCAUAGCAAGUGCCGCUGGCAUCGACCUUGACCUCAGCAUUGAAAACCCUGUUGAACAGUGGUCGGCGCAAAUAAAAUCCGACAAAGCCUCUGGAUCUUCGACGAUUUUGCACCGCCCCCAGGUGAUCGAUUUGUACGACUCUCAGGUGCGGGUGUACAAGCGGCCACCACUGAGUGAUCUACUGCAGCAGGUCAACUGUACAGUAAGCGACAUCGAUUACUCCAUGCUCGACCGCUUCCCACACACAAACAACGGCCUUAGCAUCAUCAAUAUACACGACGGAGACAGGUGCUUCAAAUGCGGCGACGGCACCGUGAAAACCCACACUGCAAUCGAACUAGGCCACACUUUCCACCUUGGCACCCGGUACAGCCAAGUCCUCCAAGCGUCUGUCAUGGUCGAUAAGGCUGCGCUUCGCGAGUCGGGAAGCUCCAGCACAUCUGACCAGACUGUGCCCAUGCAGAUGGGCUGCCACGGCAUCGGGGUAUCGCGCAUGAUCACAGCUGUGGCCGACAGCCUGGCUGACCAAAAGGGGCUGAACUGGCCGCGAGUGAUGGCACCCUACGAGGUCGUUGUCGUUCCGGGCAAAGGUCUGGAGAAGGACGCAGAGAAGAUAUACGAUACCCUUGCCGCAGAUGAAUCCAGUCCACUAGAUAUCAUUCUGGACGACCGCAACAAACAGAUGGGUUGGAAACUGGGCGAUGCCGACCUGAUCGGGUAUCCGGUGAUCAUUGUGGUUGGCAAAGGCUGGAAGAACCAGCAGACGGUGGAGGUGCAGUGUCGCCGGUUGCACAACCUGAGGGAAGAGGUGUCACUGGAGCAGUUGCCUGGAUUUGUGCGGUCUUUGUUGGAGAGGCUCUAACCGCAGCCGGCGCAGUGGGGAAGUAGAUGUAUUAUACGACUUUGUACAGUAAAUAUAAGCAUGGCUCUGUG